Molecule: messenger RNA, 897 nt
Organism: Lentinula edodes (shiitake mushroom)
Lineage: Eukaryota; Fungi; Basidiomycota; Agaricomycetes; Agaricales; Omphalotaceae
Exons: 3
Source: RefSeq, a predicted model, not a curated record
CCAUCUUCAUGCCGCCCAUAUUCUAGCCUUCAGAUGUUUGCAAAUAUGGCUGAUAGUGGUAGUGGCGGAGUAGGGUUGCUAGGAACUCAGGGGCAUCCACGCACUACAACUUCUGUGGGGUUCCCUGGGAUGAGUGUCCUCGGGCGGGCUAAUCAGCAGCGAUUAGAGCAUGCCAGUACCUCGCUCCCGCGAACCAAGACCAACUCAGAAAGGAAACGUGGAAAAGCAAUUCGACCACCAAGCCUUGUUCAGCGGGGAGCUCCAGAGCCAAAAAUAGAGGACUGCCUACAGAGAGCUGCUGGAGGGGAGCAGGUUGUAAAUCUCGAUGUCUCCAUUCACCUUCCGAGACCCAGAAACAAUGAAUUGAGGCAUCUCGGGGUUUCUCCUCAGAUGGUUCAAUAUAUCUGUACGCAAGAUAGUGUUCGGAUGGUUCUUGGAGCCCUGAAUCUCUUCCAUCAAUAUCCUAAUCUUCCUAUUACCACUACAAUCUGUGCGAUCUUUGAUAAUAUUGUACAAAAGCUCAGAACCAAGUACAACCUUCCUUCUCUUUCGACAUCAUUGCCUCUUCCACCCCAUGAGCGUCUCCCUAUACAGCUUUUGGCUUACAGUAAUAAUGGUCGCAACAAUGGCACUCACAAAAAUGUCAAAAUGCGCAUUUCUCCGUUCGAUAAUGGGACUACAUUGCAAGAUUUACUCUCAGAUGGCCAACAAUUUGCAAUCCCACGCUUAGCUAUAACCCGGGAUAAUCAUUUCCACAUCCAAGCCAUUAUACGUCAAUAUCCUCUUGAAGCCAAUGUUGCCCUUGCAGAUAUAUACUUAGGCAUUGAUACAAAUGUGCGGAUUCAUAGAUGCCUCUCAAAGCGCUUUCUAAGCAUGUUUCGGAAUGACGUUGACGCU